AUGACUCAACUUACAAACACCCUAUCACCGGUAUUCCCCUUAGAGAAGGAUGCUGAUGUAGAAGCUAACGCUGCUCCUUUAAAACAUAGUGCUCAUAUUCAAGUUUUCAUUCGACUGGUAGAACCUGUCGUGUUUUUCCAAGGGUUCGAAACGCAGCAUAAUAGUGACAGACUACCUGCUGUCCUAAGAGGUUCAUUGGUGGUCAGAGUACUAAAAGCUACAAAACUUAAAAGCAUAUCGUUAGCAUUCAAAGGUUAUACGAGGACUGAGUGGCCCGAAGGUAUCCCACCAAAGAAACAAGAAUUUGUAGAGAUUAAUGACGUAGUGAAUCAUACUUGGCCAUUUUAUGACUCAUCAGAUCCUAUACAGCCGGAGCCGAGAACUAAAACCAGUAAUAGCAAAAAAGAUGCAGAAUAUGAAAUGUUAUUACAAGGUAGUGGUGCUUCGAUGUAUAAGCCGCUUCCAGGUGGGCCAGGACAAUCUACAAUGGGAACUGCUGGUAUAGCUGCGAUAUCGCACAGUAAAUUGACUGGUUUGACUUCCCCUUUACAAUUAUCCCCUGUCUCAAGUAAUCCUAAUAUCAACAAUAGUAGCAUGACCGGAUCGCAUACAGUUACUCCAAAGAAAGAAAAGAGUACUGGUAAUUUGAGAAGAAGUAGGGCUAACUCUUCGGGAUCUUUAAACACAAUAAAGAACAGUCCCUCGGUGAGAAGUUUAUCUCCAUUAAACCUCUUUAGAAGAGUCACUUCAUCCAAUCAUGAAAUUCAAAGAGUCCCUCAUCAAUCCUCAUCGACUAACCUUAAUUCCAAUUCUAAUUCGACAAAUGAUAUCAAUAAUCAAAAGAGAAACCUCUCGGGCAAUAAUUUAACAACAUCGAAUACAGAUUCAAUAAAACCAGUUACCUCAACUUCAAUUUUUUCCGAAUUAUUAUCAUCAACUUUCUCCUCUGAUGCGACAACAUCAGUUCCACACAAAUUAAACCAUCAUGAUUCUAUAGUAUCGGCAAGCUCAAUAACAACGUCUGACUCGUUCGUAUUCCAACCAGGUGAUUAUGUGUACACAUUUGAACAGAUAAUACCUCAAACAUUUCCUGAAUCUAUCAAAGCCGAUUUUGGGUUUGUCGAAUACUUUCUAUUGGCUACUAUUGAAAGAGUUGGUGCGUUUAAGUCAAACUUGAAUGCAAGAUUACCUGUUACGAUCGUAAGAACCCAAUCAGAUACAUCUGUGGAAGAAAGUGAACCCAUCUUAAUAUCGAGAGACUGGGAAAAUCAACUGUUUUAUGAUAUCAUAAUAUCGUCAAAGGACAUUAUCCUGGAUGCUUUCUUACCAAUCAAUUUUUCCUUUUCACCUUUGGAUAAAAUUACAUUACACAGAAUAAGAAUUUAUAUUACUGAAACUAUGGAAUAUUAUUGUAGAGGUAAGAAGAUACAUAGACUCGAACCAACAAAAAAGUUCUUAUUGGCUGAACAUUGUGGUCCAACUUUACCAAAUGCUCCAAAGGAUACAAAUGGUGUCAAGGCCAAAUACAUGGGCAAUUUACUAGAGGAUGAAGACGGCUAUUUAUCCAACAAAUCAUUUGAAUUCCAAGUUUUUAUACCAAGUAGGUUUGGUAGUCAUCAAAGGUUACACCCUGAUACUGGGAUCGAGAAGAUUAAAUCAAAUCAUUGGAUUAAACUUUGUCUUCGUUUAUCGAGAAUGGUUGACGGUAAGAGAAAACAUUACGAAAUUAGUAUCGAUUCUCCUAUCCAUGUAUUGCACAAAUUAUGUUCUCAUGCAAAUACUUUACUUCCAAGUUAUGAUGUUCAUUCUUUACCAUUUGGAAAUAAUAUUUUCCCAUCUUCUGCAAGUAUCUCUAUGGCUUCCUCAAGUUUAAAUUCCAAAUUUGAGUCAGAUUCUGUAUCAGAGAGCAUGAAAUCCAAUCUUACUUCCGAUACCAAUGAUCCAAACCAUUUGUACCAUAACUCUAACAUUUUCUUCCCUAAGGAAGUAUUCAGUUCACCAAUUUUAUCACCUAACGUGCAGCCAAUUGAUGUUAGUUCAAUGAAUGGGCCGACAAGAACACCUUUGCCAAGAAUUUCAUCAAGCCGCCAUGUCAAUAGCAGCAAUAGCAACAGCACCAAUAAUAACAAUAGGCAUAUUCAUAACUUAAUACAUAGCCAAAAUGGACGUCCUAAUACUGUAGGGGGUGAGACUAGUAAAAAUGAUAUAUUUACAAAUCCAAAACUGAAGUCAAAUAUUUAUCAACCUGAAUCAAUCGAAAGAGCGUUAACUUCUCCUCAGGCUGUUCCGCUAUCUCCAAUUACAUCGCCUCUAUUGAGACCUCUGUCCUUCCAACUAAACGAUAGUGAUUCUUUCAGUAUUAAUGAUAAUGCUUUGGAUGAUCCGCCACCUGAUUUUAAUUUUGAUGACAAUAAGCCUAUAACCUCAGUAGGAAUAAGAAGACCUCCAUUAACUACGUUCAAAAGUAACCCAACUAUUCCUUCGAAACUUCCUCCAUCUUAUGGGGAAGCGAUGAAAGGUAAACAUAAUGAAAGAGUAGUAAACUCAAACCUCCAAGACUCGAAAAUGUCACGCUUGUCACUAAAUAAAUCACAGGAUUCUUUACUGUUCAGUAUGAACAACAGAAGAAGUAAUUUGAACCUAGAUAAUGAAUUAGAAAACUCAUUCACAGAAGAAAGAAAUACAGAGGAUAAUGAUGAUAACGAUAUAGCGUCCAGCUUUAGUUUUGAUAGUUCGAACUUACAGACACAGAACUUGCCCUCAAAUAUAUUAAGACCACAUUCACCGCCAACAUUAAGGCCUCUCGGUGGCGAUCUAAUAUUCGGUGGUGGUCGCCCUGACAGUGCUAAUAUGCUGCCAUCUACUUUAAGAACUGAUAAUCAAUUUUACAAUGAUAUGAAUCAAAUAUUUAGUGAUAACACAACAUCACCAGGUGAAAAUCCAUCCUCUCCGACCGAGGAUGGCAAUUCAGUAACGUACGAAGGAAGCCCAAGGCGGUCAAUCCAUUCUACUAAUGAAUUGUCACCACAUUCUUCUGCCGAAAAUAAUAGUUCAAAUGCAUACCGUAAUGGGGAUGGCAUUGCUGCCGAACCUUUACUUAAUAAUGGUCUAAGGAAUAGUACAUCUCAUAACAGAACUGUAGGUGAUAUUACAGAAAUGAGCUAUGACAACUCUUUUUUUCAAUCCAGAGAUUCUCUUAACGAUUUGUCUGAACAACCAUUAGACUCAUCAGUUGACCUAACUGCUUUAUACAAUAGAAAUACCGUCGGAUGGAAUACUUUGCAAUUUGAUCAGGGAAUCGAUAACGCAAAUGAUUCAAGAGAAAACCGUGACAUCGGAGGAGGUACCGAUGCUUCGAGUAGACUUUCAGAGGUAGCAACCCAAAGCGAUUUGAAGACAAUUGAUACCGAUAGCAAUGCGGAUAACAGUACAUCAACGUAUCGAAAUGUUGAAGGUGCCAUGUCCUCAUAG
This is a messenger RNA of Maudiozyma barnettii, 3471 nucleotides long. RefSeq names its product Aly2p (gene ALY2). Gene Ontology annotation, molecular function: ubiquitin protein ligase binding; protein-macromolecule adaptor activity. NCBI's taxonomy places the organism in Eukaryota, Fungi, Ascomycota, Saccharomycetes, Saccharomycetales, Saccharomycetaceae. The transcript has a single exon. Gene Ontology annotation, biological process: ubiquitin-dependent endocytosis. Bases 1 to 3471 code for a protein of 1156 amino acids. Gene Ontology annotation, cellular component: cytoplasm; cytosol. The record is from RefSeq and is a predicted model, not a curated record.